Diospyros lotus (date-plum) is the source of this 756-nucleotide messenger RNA. Its product is annotated as pentatricopeptide repeat-containing protein At5g66631-like. The record is from RefSeq and is a predicted model, not a curated record. The transcript has a single exon. The coding region runs from base 1 to 756 and encodes 251 amino acids. Gene Ontology annotation, molecular function: protein binding. Lineage: Eukaryota; Viridiplantae; Streptophyta; Magnoliopsida; Ericales; Ebenaceae.
AUGUUACCAGAUGAGAGGAUCCAUAAUAUAGAAGCUUUUGUAGAUGACGAUGAUGACUUUCCCAAUGAUGAUAUUGAUGUGAGCACAAUUCACUUGAAACCAUGGUUGGACCCAGUGGCUUUGGCAAGUGCCUUGAAUAAUUGGGGACCUGAAGAGGUAUCAGCGCUGGAAGAUGCAAAUUUUGUAUGGACAACUCGGUUGGUUUGCAAGAUGAUCAGAAGUUUCAAUUCAGCUGAAGCAGCAUGGCAGUUUUUCUGUUGGGUUGAUUAUCAGCCAGGUUUUACUCAUAAUGUUUAUACGUUCUCAAAGAUGGUUUCCAAGUUAGCACAGCAUGGUCGUCUGGAUUUAGCUGGUCAACUCCUGUCUAAGACAAAAAAGGAGCAGAUUAAAUUGCCAGUCAGCACAGUGAGAUUGAUUAUCGACUUCUAUGGCAUUUUUCAUAAUGGUCAGGCUGCUAUAAAGGUCUUCCGUGAUGCCAAAUCACUCUGUGGUCCACUACCAGAAUCUAGUCUGUUGAUUUUAUAUUCUUCACUUUUACACACGCUGGCGAAGUGUAAGAUGAACUCCGAUGUCUUGGAUAUCCUUGAUGAGAUGAUUUUGGAUGGUAUUUUACCAGAUAUCCAAACUUUUUCUGGAUUGAUCCAUCAUUUUGCACUUCAGAGAGAUAUUAAAGUGGUGCAGAGACUCUUUGGGAUGGUAAGGCAGGGUGGUAUAGAGCCUGAUGCUUAUUUGUUCAAGGUACUUAUUCGUGCUUAA